CGCCGGCGGGGACCGGAGCGGGAGGCGAGGCGGAGCCUCGGUGGUCUCGGACGUUCUUUCUUGAGCGGCCGCCGUCCGCCUGCGGCUCGCGCUCUCUGGUCCCGGCCGCCCCGGCCGCCACUUCCGGCCGCUCACCUGGGACGCGCUCCCCUGCCCCCGGGCGCGCGGGCUCCAGGAUGAAAGACCGGCUGGAGCAGCUGAAGGCCGAGCGGCUGACAGAGGAUGACGAUGCUUACGAGGUCGAGAUUGCUAUUGACAACACAGCUUUCAUGGAUGAGUUCUUUUCUGAGAUUGAGGAAACUCGGCUCAACAUUGACAAGAUUUCAGAGCAUGUGGAGGAAGCGAAGAAACUCUACAGCAUCAUUCUCUCUGCACCCAUUCCAGAGCCAAAAACCAAGGAUGACCUAGAGCAGCUCACGACUGAGAUCAAGAAAAGGGCCAACAAAGUCCGAAACAAGCUGAAGAGUAAGAAGGGGAUGCUGCCAGAGAGUAGGCUAUGUGGUAGCCAAGCAAGGGUUCUACAGCAGUUAAGGACAUUCGCCUCCCUUAUGGGCUUACACUGUACAUUGUUCCCACAGCACUCUGUCCUCUCCCGGAAGUUUGUGGAGGUGAUGACCAAAUACAAUGAGGCUCAGGUGGACUUCCGAGAACGCAGCAAAGGGAGAAUCCAGCGACAACUCGAAAUUACCGGCAAAAAGACAACAGAUGAGGAGCUGGAGGAGAUGUUGGAAAGUGGAAACCCUGCCAUCUUCACUUCUGGGAUCAUCGACUCCCAGAUUUCCAGGCAAGCCCUCAGUGAGAUCGAGGGACGGCACAAGGACAUUGUGAGGCUGGAGAGCAGCAUCAAGGAGCUUCACGACAUGUUUAUGGACAUCGCCAUGCUGGUGGAGAAUCAGGGUGAGAUGUUAGAUAACAUAGAGUUGAACGUCAUGCACACAGUGGACCAUGUGGAGAAGGCCCGGGAUGAGACUAAAAAAGCGGUGAAAUACCAGAGUCAGGCCCGCAAGAAAUUGAUAAUUAUCAUUGUGGUAGUGGUUGUGUUGCUGGGCAUUUUAGCGUUGAUUAUUGGACUUUCCGUUGGGCUGAAAUAAGGGUGGCCCGUGAGGCUGCUGCACUGAAAUAACCUGAUUUUACUCCAACCUGGGGUGGCCUCCCUUGUCUUCAGAUGGGAUUGGAGUUUGAAUGGCCUUCCUGAGAGCGAGUGGGACCCAUUCCUUUGUUUCCUUGUAACCAUCCUUGGACCUGAUCCAGCCAACAAUAUAGCCCUGGAGGAAUCUAAUCUGCCUGAUGGCAACCCUGAGUUCCCAAAACCUUCUCCUGCCCCACCAGCUCUGAAGUACCUUCUCUCCUGGACUGUGUGGACCAACCCAGCUUCUCUUUCCUCCCUCUGGUGUCAAAUUAGGCAUUGCACCUUGGAAAUCCUUCUAAGGUGCUGUUAUUUUCUACCUCAUGGAGCGUUCUCCUAGAAAUUGUAAUACAUAUGUAUUUUUAGGGGAGUAUCUUUAACAAGGGAUUCUUCCAAGUUUUUGGCAAUCGUAAGGCUUCGAACUGAGUCUUCUGCCUGGCAGGGCAUCAAUCCUCACAGUUUGUUGUCCCUAUGUCCUGAAAACAUGAGGGUCUGACAGAUGUCAUGUUGGUCUGAGAAGCUGACUUGAGAUUCAGUCUUAAACUCUUUGUAUGUUCAGCUUGGGGGCCAACUUCAAACUCUGCCUAUAUUGUGUUCUCAUGUUUACUCAAGGAGGGACCAGGAUGAUUCAGUCAUCUGAGGUUACCAUCUGCAAAGGCUGAGGGCGUGGGAUAUUUGUUUCCAUGUCUGAGGCUUGGAAACAGGCUGUUCACUGUUAAGAGCAAUGCUUUGUGAAGCCAUUGCCUUGAGGCCAAAAAUAACCAGGGACUUAAAAUUGGGCCACGGCAAGGUGCUUGCAUCUCAGGCUCUGGGAAUGUUUCGUCAGACUGGUGCAAGCAUUCAGUCACUCAUUUCAUGUGUUCCAGAUGUAUUUUUAUAAUCGUGUGUGGGUGAGACAGAUGUCCUUAUAUAUGCAUGUGUCCCUCAGAAAGUGGGAAACUGGAAGUGGAGGAUAUUAUGACCUCAAAAAAAUAACCCUGAGCUAGGCUAAAAAUAAGGUAAGGGAUAUUUGCUUACCUGCAAAUGAACCACAGUAGAAAUUCAAUCUUCCCACGUCAUCAAGAAACCUAUUUCCUGAAUGAGUACUAGAAGAAUCAUAAAUCUUUGGGACAAGGACUUAAUUGAUCCCCGUUAAGUUGUUCUGCUUAGCAGACAGAAGGUGUGAUGUGUUUUGACACCUCUCCCCACCUUGCCCUGAGAACAUCCCACAGCAAUUUGGUAUCAUCCAAGUGAUUUAUGGGAUGUCCUGUCUCCAGGGCUGAGUCAGCUAGGGGAGACCAAAGACUGCUAACUAGCUGUUCCUGCUACCAGGCUAAUGAGCUUGACAGGUUCUUUGCCUCCCCUAAUUCAUACUGUGGAGGAAGCAACAGCCUUGGGAAUUUUCUGGUGACUCUGCUGACCCAGUGGUAAGCCCCUUAGAUUCCCUGCUGGUCUCUAGCAGUCUCCCUGAUUUUGAGUAUCAGGUAUAUUUCAGCUUUGACUUUAAUGGCUUUCUAGGAUAUGGUGAGCAUCCUAAUCCAGGCACUGCCCAUUAGCCUCCUUUGCAAGAUCUACUUAAUUUCCAGUCAUCACCCAGUAUUCAGACAGAGCUGAGGGACUGCCCUUCUUGCUCAUGGCUAUGAUGUCAGACAGGGGAUUGGCUCUAGCAACAAGGACCAACUCUAAUCACAGGCCUUUGCUCUCCUCUGAGAUCAAGGCCCAGGGCUUAUGUUUUGGAAUACAACAUGUGAAAGAUUUUGUUUGUAUUUUUUUUAAAAAAAUGUAAACUUGAUUAUUUUAUUUCUAAUUUAAAAAUAAAUGACUUUAUGUUGAUCAUGAAACAGUUCUGGCUCUAUCUCCCUGCAAAAUACGUAGUGUUUGGAUGCCUCCAUGUGUGAUUUUGGAUGGGGAUUCAAAUUUUUUUAACCAUGUACUGGACCGGACAGGUUAAAAGUUGUCUAAUCUUUGAAAAUGGUCAUAACUCUCAGAGAAUGCAAUGUGAUGUUAUUUGAGUUUCAGAUUUGAGGUGCUCCCCUCGAAUUCAGUUCAUUCCCUAAGGGUCUUUGGCUCUAGAGGGAAAUGGGAGGGAUCUGUUGUUAUGGUACCUGGGAAGACAGACGACAUACUUAACAUUCUCUGAGGGUCCUGCUGAUCUACCUUCUCAGUCUCUCAUCUGGAGGUAACAUUCCCGUUAACAUUCUGGGUUUUAGUAGCCAGAUCCAUCUCCUCUUUCCUCCUUGUGUUCCCUUGUCCUUCAUAUCCUCUUCCUUGUCCAGAUCCACCUUUUGUUUCCCUUCUUUUGGAACUCUGAUUUGCGCAGUGAUGUUGUUUCUCACGUGCUUUUUCUUUCCUUGUCUGGAUGAGCAGAAGAAGAUCAUGAUCAUGAUCUGCUGUGUUAUCCUUGUGAUCAUCUUAGCUUCUACCAUUGGGGGCAUAUUUGCCUGAAAAAGGUGAGCCAUCAAUGGGGAGGGUUGAGCCCACUAUUACUUAUUUGAAACUCUCAUGUCCUAGGGUGUCUGGUGGGAAUAGGUGCUGGGAUAAAGGUUGGAGAAAGUUAAGGAAAGGAUAUUUCAGAGAAAAACGAGUGAAGAAUGAGUUGGUAGCAAGUAGACGGAGACAAAAGAUGGCAGUCUGUCCCAUUACCAGGUCUGCUAGCAGAAUGCUUUGUACAGGCCAAGGAUGUCGAUGUCCUACUGCAAAAUUUGGGCCUUGGUAUCUGGGAAUGGCAAAAGGAGAAAUAGUUCUUGCAUUAGAAGCACCCUGAA
Molecule: messenger RNA, 3870 nt
Organism: Trichechus manatus latirostris (Florida manatee)
Lineage: Eukaryota; Metazoa; Chordata; Mammalia; Sirenia; Trichechidae
Gene: STX3
Product: syntaxin 3
Exons: 10
Coding region: 177-1091 (304 amino acids)
Biological process (GO): intracellular protein transport; exocytic insertion of neurotransmitter receptor to postsynaptic membrane; synaptic vesicle fusion to presynaptic active zone membrane
Cellular component (GO): presynaptic active zone membrane; postsynapse; synaptic vesicle
Molecular function (GO): SNARE binding; SNAP receptor activity
Source: RefSeq, a predicted model, not a curated record